This is a messenger RNA of Nelumbo nucifera (sacred lotus), 794 nucleotides long. RefSeq names its product copper transporter 6-like. Gene Ontology annotation, biological process: copper ion transmembrane transport. Gene Ontology annotation, cellular component: plasma membrane. NCBI's taxonomy places the organism in Eukaryota, Viridiplantae, Streptophyta, Magnoliopsida, Proteales, Nelumbonaceae. Gene Ontology annotation, molecular function: copper ion transmembrane transporter activity. The record is from RefSeq and is a predicted model, not a curated record.
GACACCACCCGAACAAACAAACACUUUCUUCUUCCUUAAAUCCUUCUCUCACGCUCACAUCUCCGUCCUCCUCCUCCAUACCCAACACCAAGAUAAAGGGGUUAGGCCCCUCUCCAGUUCAGAAUGGCCGGAACGAUGAUGGGUCCCGGCAUGGAGGGCAUGUCGUCGUCCAACGGCGGCACCACCAUGAACAACACCAUGUACAUGCAUCACAAGAUGAUGAUGCACAUGACUUUCUUCUGGGGCAACAACGCCGAAAUUCUCUUCUCUGGCUGGCCUGGCACCCGCACCGGCAUGUACGUCUUGGCCUUGCUUCUCGUCUUCGUGCUCUCAGUGCUCGUCGAGUGGAUCUCUAAUUCCCGAUUCAUCAAACCCAGAAACAACCCCGUUGUUGCAGGGCUGCUUCAGACGCUUUUGCAUGCAAUUCGGAUGGGACUUGCUUAUAUGGUAAUGCUUGCUGUUAUGUCCUUCAACGCCGGUGUCUUCCUCGUCGUUGUUGCCGGCCACGCUGUUGGGUUCUUGUUUUUCGGCAGCUCGGUUUUUAAGCAAUCCGAGAUACCUUCAUAUGAGAAACCCUCUGAUCUUCCUCCCAUGAGGUGUUAGAUCUAUUCCCUUUUCUCUCUCUCUCUAGGAGAUUAUUUCGUUGGGGAUUUGUUUAGGAUAUUACUGAUUAUUUAUAUUAGAGUGAAAACGUGAGGAUAUAUAGUCUUAGUUUAGGGUUUUAAAAUUGCAUUUCUUCGGUUAUCAGUUCGAUUCAAGUCCAAUUUCUCAAUGAAAUAUUCUCUUUUCUUACA